Messenger RNA from Dromaius novaehollandiae (emu), 12107 nucleotides. RefSeq names its product N-acetylated alpha-linked acidic dipeptidase like 2 (gene NAALADL2). The record is from RefSeq and is a predicted model, not a curated record. Lineage: Eukaryota; Metazoa; Chordata; Aves; Casuariiformes; Dromaiidae. The transcript has 17 exons. Bases 773 to 3103 code for a protein of 776 amino acids.
CCCCCCUCCCCGGAGCCCUGCGCGGGGCCGCGGGUGCGAUGGGCUGCGCCCCGCGGUGGGGGUGUGCGGGCCGGCGGGACCUGCUGCGCCGAGUCGUUCAGUGCAGGGCUGUUUUAUUGUGUUUUUGUUUUCCGCUCAGGUAGAUGUUUUCGAAAAGUUGGAGGCGGCGUGGUUUCUGCUGAGUUUAGGAAGUGAGCUGUGCGUUGGCUGCUUUCGUGCUUAAAAGCUUUCAAAAGCCGCGGUGACGUGCAGUGUCUUAAAAACUUGCUGGAAACCAUCCCGUGAACUUCAUAAAAACUUUCUUUUUUUUUUCUUUUUUUUUUCUCCCCAAAGUAUUCUCCUCCUUCAUUUAUAUACACUCAGGUUAUCUGGAGCACAGAUGCAUAACUUCAUUGGUUUCGGGAUAAAUUCAUGUCUGUAAUCCUGCGGCGGAGCUCACGGUGUCUCGGUUUCCCCAUCCACGUGGGGCUCAGUGACUUCCGUAGGACUCUGUGAUUUUUUGGCUGGACGUUGGAAAUUGCUUUGGAUGGCUCUGGGCUUCUUUCUGUUGACCCAGGGAAUUGCACAGUUUAUCUGAAUAAGGCUGUUGUUCACCUGGUAUUGCUCUCCCUAACCACCGAAGCCAGCGACAGAACUCGCAUUGAUAUCUGUGGGAGACGCAGUUGGCCCUCGCUAAAGCAGAGAAUUGAUCUAGAGUCAAGAUUGAAAAUAUGCCUUCCUGAAAAAGUCUCUACAAAAGUGAUCCUUCCUGUCUCGGCUUUAAGAUAAAAAGAUGGCCUACCACAAAGUGAAUGCUGACCAGAGGGUCCAAGGUCACUCUCCGUACCUUGACAAUGAUGACCUCCAGGCCACGGCGCUGGACCUGGAAUGGGACAUGGAGAAGGAGCUGGAGGAGCCGGGCUUCGAUCACUUCCGCCUGGACGGUGCAGCCCACCAUCCUCUGGGGAACGCGCAGCGCCCCGACCUCGAUCUCGAGCCCAUUCAGCCGUCCACAUCUCCUAAAGGGAGAUUCCAGCGACUCCAGGAAGAUCCAGACUAUGUCUCGCAUUACACGAGACAGGCACCAAAGAGCAACCGCUGCAGUUGUCAGGUGCUUAAAGUACUUUGCACUGUUAUGAUUUUAUUUAUUUUGGGGAUUUUGGUAGGAUAUUAUGCACACAAGAAAUGUCCUCCUUCCUCAACAUCUCCAGAACCAAAUAACCCUCAUGUCUACCAAGAGAUUCUCAAGGAAAUCAAAGCUGAAAAUAUUCACCAGAUUUACAGGGAUUUGUUGCAGUUCCCUAGAGAAGAAGAUACAGAUGUCGCAAUGAGAAUUCUGGCUCGGUGGACUUCUCAUGGCCUUGAAGAUGUUCAGCUAGCGAAUUACUCUGUUUUGCUUGACCUACCGGGCUCCUCUUCAAACACAGUGACUCUGAAAAACAGCGGUGACUGCUUUUAUCCUAGUGGACAGCAGUGCAACAGAGAGGCCAAAAAGCUUCGCAGCCAAGAGCUCCCGUACUCGUAUGCAGCGUACUCGGCCAAAGGGACUCUCGAGGCAGAGCUUGUCGAUGUGCAGUACGGGACCGUAGAAGACUUGGUCCGGAUUCAAGCCAUUACAGAUGUGACCAAAAAAAUAGCACUUUUGAAGCUAGGACAAUCACCUUUGCUUUAUAAGCUUUCUCUGUUAGAAGAUGCAGGGUUUGGCGGUGUCCUUCUUUACAUUGAUCCUUGUGAUUUACCAAAGACUGCAGAACUUGCUGAUAAAGCCUUUAUGGUUUCCUUGAAUAGUGGAGGCGAUCCAUCAACACCCGGCUAUCCCAGUAGUGAUGGAAUCUACCGACGAAAUCGAUCGAACCUCACGACGCUGUUAGUGCAACCAGUUUCUGCAGUGCUUGUCAAAAAACUUAUUUCCUUACCUGAGGACGGCAACAGAAAAGAUAGGUGUAUCCCCCUUGAACUGCCAGCCACAGAGAAAAAAAUAAUCAGUCUGAAUAUUCAGUCAGUCGCAACAUACAAGACAAUUUCUAAUGUUAUUGGAUAUUUAAAAGGAACUGUAUUUCCUGACAGGUAUGUCAUCAUUGGUAGUCAUCACAACGGUCUGAAUAGCUAUGAUGGACAAGCAUGGGCCAGUAGCACUGCUGUCAUUACUGCAUUUAUAGAAGCCUUGAUGUGGAAAGCUAAGAGAGGCUGGAAACCUGACCGGACCAUUGUUUUCUGCUCAUGGGGAGGGACAUCGUUUGGGAACAUUGGUUCAUAUGAAUGGGCAGAGGAUCUCAAGAGAGUUCUUCAGAGAAAUGUUGUGGCUUACAUUAGUCUCCAUAAUCCAGUCAGAGGCAACUCAACUUUACAUCCUAUUGCAUCACCUUGUCUUCAGCAACUGGCAGCAGAGAGCCAGAGCUUCAACUGUGUGGAAAAGACAAACUGUCCGGGAUCUAAUGUGAGUUCUGUGCAGAUACAGGGGGAUUCAGAUUAUUUCAUCAACCAUCUUGGAGUACCAGCCACGCAGUUUUCUUAUGAGGACGUCAAAGCAUCAGAGAAUUCUAGCUUUCUCUUUGAAGCUCUUUUUCCUGUACAUACAACAAAACCUGAAGAGCUGGAUCCGUCUUUCAGACUGCAUGAGACCAUUGCUAAGCUGACAGGACAAGUGACUUUGCGAAUUGCCAGUGAACCAGUUUUGCCAUUUAACGCCCUCGACAUCGCGUUAGAAGUUCAGAACAGUCUUAAAGGCGGUCAAGUAGACACUCAGCAGUUGCUUGCAGUGGCAUCCCGUCUGAGGGACACAGCAGAAUUGUUCCAAUCAGAUGAGAUGCGCCCGGCUAAUGACCCCAAGGAGAGAGCUCCAAUCAGAGUCAGGAUGCUUAAUGAUGUGCUACAAAGCUUGGAGAAAAGCUUUGUUGUUCGACAAGCUCCUCCAGGACUUUACAGAAAUAUUCUUUACAGACUAGAUGAAAGGACAAGCCAGUUCUCAGUACUGCUAGAGGCACUGGAGCACUCCAAGCUACAUCAGUCAAAUGAGACCAUUCAAGCAGCCUUGUCAGAGGUGCUGAACAGCAUCAAUUCAGCUCAGGUUUACUUCAAAGCAGGACUUGAUGUGUUUGAGACUGCCUUGGCUGGAAAGAAAUGAGAGAAUUCUCUGCAUUCUAAGACGUUUGUUUACAACUUGCAAAACACAAGUUCGACUCAGACCAGAGGUUCUCUGAGGAUGAAACCUUUCUCAACUUUUCUUUCGGUCGGCGCUUAAAGGUACUGCAAUGCGUGUUUUUAUAAGUGUAAAACAGUCUUUUGCACUGUUCACGGUAUAUCUCAAAUAUCUUGUUUCUGAAUGUAUAAAACGUAAUGAGAGGGAAUAACACUUAAGGUAUGAUUUUUGGAAGGACAUCUGCUGUAUUUUUAUAUGUAAAAAAUAUUUUUAUGACUAAGAGCUCAGUGUUGCAAAGUACUGAGCACGUCCUGCAAUAUGCUGAAGACCUGCUUCUUAGACACCCAAAUUUAUAGCCAGCUGAGCUUUCAAUGCCUGCUGUUGAUUCAGACUUCUCAAAUAAUUUGAAAUCUUCACAUAAAUUUUUUCUCCAAGUUGAAGGAUGUGGCAUUUCCUUGGGUAGCCAGUGCUGGUGUUAAUCAGCAAAUGCUCAGGACACUCUGGUCAGUUUAAUCCAACUUUCUGAAGCAAUCUUUACUCCUGUGGAAUAGUAAGAAAUACCUCCAUUUUAGGAACACAGAUGACCUUUGAUUAUUUCAUUUCGGUACAAAAUAGAGGGGUCUUUUCCACUAUGGAUUCUUGGAGAAAAAAAAAAUAAUAUGAAGAUUUCAAAUUACUUGAAAAGUUUGAAUCAAUACUUAGAUCUGAGAAAAAAAUAUUUCGAAUGUUUAUGUUAAAUAAAAGAACUGCCUAAUCUUUCAAGGCUACAGGCCUGAUAACUUUACAGGUUACCAAAACAGGCCACUUCAAGGUCUCCUUACAUUUCCAGAGAGGAGUAAAUGAAAACAAGAGCUCAAAGUUCCAGGUAAACGAUUUCACCACUCGGCCACACCACCCGCCAUUCCAGGCUGGAUCAGACCAUCAGUAGAGCCCAGAAUAUAGAAUCUGGUUUGCUAUCCAAAAGCACAAGCCAACCAUAGUUUAUACCCUACUAGAGAACCAGCCAUAACCUCUGAAGGUACAAGCUGGUAAAGCAUAUUGCAUGGCUAAAACGCAAAUCUGUUGUUCAUUGAUGAGUCUCUGUACAAAGGCUAUAAUCACAGGAUUAUGUUGUUGGCCUGAAGCAGUCUGUGAAUGAAGAGAUCAGGGGGUUCAGUGUCCUGAACCUCCCUAAGGGGAUAAUAUGCACACAUGAGAAUUGCAAGUCUGAAUACUACAAACAGUUGAAAUUGUUUUCAACUGAUUUGGGGGGGCUUAGAACUUAAAAAAAUUUAAUUUCAUAUAGAUUCCAAGAAUUGAAGUAUAAUUUAUUGAUAGAAAUUUGAAAUGUAUUGUUACCCAUGUUGGUGUGAAAACAUUCUGGAGAUAUUUCAAGUUGCAAUAAAAAUGGAGAAAAUCUCUGUAUUAGUGUAGAAAAAUUUGCCCUCAGGAAAAUUUCGAAGUGCACAAUUUGGUGAAAGGGUGCAAGGUCAUGAAGUACCACAAGACUUUUUAAAGUACAUGUUCAGAUAAUGAAAAAUAUGAGUUGUUUACAGCUCCAGGUCUCUACUUCUCCAAAGUCCUUCGCAAACAUACCUCUUAUUAGCAGUGACCUGGUACAGAGUACCUACAGCUGUGCUAUUGCUGCAUUUCUUUGCAAGUCAUUAUAGCGUAGGCAAAAGCAUCCCUGAUCUGACUAGGUGGACUAUACAGUUGUACAGCCAGAACUGAAGUGGCAAUAUCUUCAUGAUCAGCCAGUGUGACUGAGGGAACGUAGACGUGAUUAUCUCAUAUCUUUACUCUUCAUCUGAUAGGCAAGAGUAUAUGGUUACUCUUUUCUUAAUGCAGGUAGUGAUUCUGCUUGCUGCAGAGGGAAUUCGACUUCUGAAAAGUAAUAUUUUUUCUGAUUCUGUCAUGCGUGUCUAUCUCCUUGUUUUCCAUAAUUUUUAUUAUUAUAAUAAUUAGGUGGUUGGAAUAGUCGCAUUUGAGCUGUAUGUUCUUUAUUUUGUGGUAGUUUUUAGGGAUAUACUGUGCACACUACAUUCGAAUUAUAGUUUCUAAUAGGGGCCACUCUUCUAAUGGUAAGUUUAGCAACAAUUUUUCCUUAGAUUGCUAACUCCUUUUGGAGUCAACACCUGUGGUCUUAAAUCCUAUAGGGUCAGGUGCCAUUAAGAGAUAAAAAAUAGAGACUAACAUUUUCUGAUGUCUUUAAUCUGCCAGAUGGAUUUAAUAACUGCUUCCUGAGUCUUAAUAUGUACAGUCCCCCAAACCUUCCUGUAAUAUAGCCCAAACUGCACUCACGAAAAAUCAGUGAAAUAUUUAGGGAAGAGUAUCCCUUGUGUAUGAUUUCUCAACCAUGUAAUUCCCCACCAAAACCUUUCUCUUGUUUUCUCACUAAUGUCCUUCUAUAACCACUUUAAAAACAGCAGACUUCAAAGUACUCCACCGCAAAGAGCACUGCUAUGGUAAGUGUCUGUCUAUUCUAGAGACAAUCAUAUAUUCUCAUUGGGGAGAUGAACCAGAUGAGCUAUUUAGGGACUUAAAUGGAUUGGUUUCAAUGGCAUCUGAGACUUUUAGAUCUCUAAGCUUUUAUUUCAAAUGUUCAGAUCUUAUAAGUGAGUGCUCAGUGAUAAUAUUUGCACCAUUAUAGCUUUGGAAAAGGCACUUUUGAUCUAUAUCCUCCCAUUGAUUUUUUAAAUCCUAUCUAUUGACUUUAAAAAAAUUGAUAGCAAGUUAAGCCCCUAAAUAGCUGGCAUAUUUCUAACAUAGAAUUUUGCCCAGACAGCUGUGGAAGAUCUAAGGAAACAGUGGAGGAAAAGUGUUAGUAAAUCAUAAUAACUUACCCAGAUUAAAUUCAUUCCUAUAUUGUGUUGAAGUAAAUGCAACACCCUUAAAGGAAGCAGUAUGUUUGCAAAUUGCCUCAAUGAUACUAAAAAUCUGUUACCUUUUCAUAAGCAUCAACUGCCAGAGACAGCAUAACAAACACAUUGAUUGCUGAGCAGUCUAGUCAUACUCACAGUGACCAGAAAAUCCUUGCAGCUUGCAAUAUUUGUGUGUUGAGACAGUCGAUAAUAAAAGCCUAAGAAGAUUUUAUUAGUGCAUAUUUUAGUGAGUCCAUAAAGAAGCUAAAGUAUAAUCAACUUAGAUGAAUAAUAAGGACAUGGGAGCUGGAUUUUGAGUACCAACCUUAAAAUAGGCAGUGAAUUGCUUUUAUCAUCCAAGAAAAACAAGCCCGUUUUGAUAUACAGUAUCUGUGUGAAUACACAAAUGCAGAAAUACGCAAAUGCUUUAUAUCUUCAAAGCAUUGUACAGCCACUAAUUUAUUUGCAGUGAUGUGAUACAUAUACAUAAACAUAAAUGUAAAACAUAAGCACAUGAGAAAUUUAGCAUGCACUUUUCACUGCUUCACUUACCUUUUAGAAAGUAUUUCAGUCUCGAGGUGUAAAAGAAGGGACUUCAGCUGACCUCAGCAGCUGCAGCAGUAGGUGGGGAAAGGUUAAAUCUCUUGGGCAGCUACUUACUUCCUUAGAUGUAGUUUCUCCAAAUCUCUUUCUUUCUUUCUUAGUUGUGAAAUUAUUGUAAUUGCUAUAAUUGUAUACCUCCAAAGGAUAACUAUAAUUUCUUCCAGUGAAAACUCAGCAAAGGUCUCUGGAAUUCCACAGUUAAUAUAAUGGAAAGUUUGUGUAAGGUGAUUAAUUUCUCAGGCCAUUUAUUACUGGUACUUAUUUUUAAGUUGUAGAGACAAUGUCUUUAUCUUUAGAGGGAUUUUUUUUGUAUGGUCCCUGGUUCCAAAUCAGAAGCGUUCUAUAUAAAUUAAGGGAGUGAUUGAGAACAAAAGAUGCAUUAGAAAAUGCAGGGAGCAAAAAGCAAUACCCAUUACAUUUGGGUAGUUAUAUGCCAUGAAUGUAUGUAUUUUAACCAGACUUCAGGAGCACCAUGCAAUUCUUUGGCCUGUGUUGUGCAGAAAGUCAGAGAAGGUAAUUGCAUGAGUCCUUUCUAAGUAUAAAAGCUAUUACAUGCUGUAAACGUAGUUAUGUCUGGGCCUGUAUUCUCAAGGGAGCCGUUAAGACAUUCCUCAAAAGCUAUUAUCUGUGUUAGCUAGAAAUGGGUACUUUUGAAGUAGAUUAUGGUUGGUAUCUCAGGAGUCAAGCAUGGAGUGGAAGAUGGUCUUUCCCUUUAACUCUCUGUAGGAUUUUACCAGUAUGCUACCAGUCCCAGAGAGCUGAGUGAUGGAAAACACUUCUCAUUUUAAGAUGCCUAGGAUCUGAAUUUUAAGAACAGUUAGUCUUAUAUAGCAGUCUACAUGUUCAGAACAUAGUUAGAUGUCUUCUUUUGGAGCUCUGAGUCUACAAAACUUCUGGAACACAGACUCUAGCAUUGCAGGUAAGGUAAUGUAGAAUGCAUAGUUACUGACUGUCUUUAAAGUUAAAUAUAUGGUAAAAAUGACUUGCCUACUAACGUCGGGGUAGGAUUUCAUUCUCCUGGAUAGUUUUUGGUGGCUUUAACCAUCAGACUGCCUUUUCUCCCUCUGCCACCAUCUUCCCCAAUGCCCUUGCAUUCAGCUUCUCUCACAUUCUCAUGCCACAUGUUGACUUUUCCCAUUUCUCACCACCUUCUUCCCAGUCAUCCCCACUACUCUUCUGUCUCCAUUCUCUUUCCUUAUCACAUCUUAGUCUCCCCAUUAACUUACCAACUAUUGAAUUAAUCCCUCUCUUUUCUCCCUCUGAUCUCAGUCACCCCUUUUGUUCCCCAUCUGAUUCCAAUUUCUUUAGCCAAUCAUUUCAGUUUACCUGUUACCUCAGUUCCCUCGUUUUCUGCAUUCUCUCUUGUAGUUGUGAGAUCUUUGUCCCAAUGUGCUUCAUCUCUCCACAUCUAGAUCUUGAUGGAAAGUUACAGAGAGUGUAGGAGACCAGCUCACCUUCCUUAGGUUUAGAUUCCCAUUCCUGGUACAGCUUGCCAUAAUGAAGAGCUGAAAGUGAUGGAAAAGUUCUGCUCAGAUCCAGAUGGAUAACACAUGAGGAGACAUCAUCUGCUAAAUUCUGAGUAUAUGCAAACUGAGUAUAUUGCAAACUGCAGUUUCUCAAUAGUAACUUGACUGAAGGAAAGUAGAUUUUAUUGGGGAAGGCAAAGUAAUUUUCCUUAGCUUCUUUCUCUUUAAUGAGUGGACCAUUUCUGCAGGAAAUUUUCUCAGAAAAUUUCAGCAUAGAUAGGUAAUGAUCUUGAAAGUUUUGAAAUGAAGCUUUUGAAGUUUGAAGAAUAAUAAUGGAUAGAAAAACUUAAUCAGAGGUGGUAAUACCAGCUCUGUCUACAGAAUAAAAUAGACAGUCUGUAAGCACCUACAUUUUUCUGCAGUUGUGUGAGCGAUCCAGUACCUUUCAUUGCAUGAUGGCUACAUACGAUGAUUCUGUGUGUAAAUAGAUGAGAAUAAGAAAAAGAGUAAAGCAGAAGCAAAACGUGGCUACUGUAUUACAGUGUUUUAAGUGAUUAAUAAUGAUAAGGACUCAAGCCAUAUGCACAAAUAUGUAUUUGUACAUGUACACUUGAACCUAGGAAGUGCCUAAGAAUAGUGAAGACUCAUUUAAGGAGCAGACAGGUAGCAGAAGAUUUAAUACUAUCUCAGUUGGACUGUAUUUUUUCUAAAAUGAUGGUGCUAUUAAGCCUUAAAUUAUUUUUUCCUGAUUUUAAUCCCAUUGCCUGUAGUUAUUCCUACUAUUGCAUGUACACACUGAUCGUAAUUGGAGAAUACUUAAAUGUAUAGAUUUAGAUUUACUGAAAGCUUAUGUUUCCCCGCAGUCAUACUGACUUGGACUGUUUCUUUCAACGGUGUUGACUUUACCAUGGCUAUUCUUAUAGGUAUUAUUAUACAUGAAUAAAGUGAGCAGAAUUUGGCCAUAUUUAUGGAAUUUCUCCAAAGAUUUGUUAUCAGAAUAUUGAUUAUUUAUGUUUAGCUUAUUCUCUUCAAUCUCUCAAUGUAGAUUAGUACAAACAAGAGAGUAUCUUUCAAAAAGUGUACAGGAAUCUCUCAUUCAAUGUUAUGUAAACCCACAGGACAGAAUGUAAAUGUGUAUGUGCAAGUGAUGCAUUGUAAUCUAGUAUUAAUUUAAUAGUUAUUAUAAAUGUUGGCAUGGAUUAAUGCACAUGUUCUCUUAUGAACUGCACAAAUCGGAAUUCAUACAAGGGCUUAAUUUAAGAAAUGUAAUCAGAGCAUAGGUGUGGAACAGUUUUUUUGCUCUGUAAAUGCAGUAUAUACUUAAUCAUCUGCCUAAUCCAUUUGGUUAAAAAGAUUAGGGUUUUGUUUAAGCUACUUUUCUUUGAUUUAUUUUCCACCAAGCCUUUGAAAAUGAAGUCUUGCUCUUUAUUUUUCUUUUAAACGCUUGCUGCCUUUGAUGUUUUUGGAAAGCUUAUCAUGUGCUAAGGCAGCGUAAGGUCCUUUAGUCUGAUCAUUCCUGUAUUGUUUGGCAGCAUUUGAAGUGUUUCAAAAUGUUCUCUUUGGAAGAAGGUCAUUUACUGACCUGUUAAUGUAUAUGAUAUGAUAUACUUGGGUAUUGCCUUUACCGUGCAGUGGUGUAGGUAUGCAAUAUGGUGCUCUGGCACACUAAAGUAUGAGAACAAAUAGGUUUUUGUGGUAGUAUUCCAGAGAUGUACUAUAUUUUCCUCAUUGGAAACUCUGCUAGUCUGAGCACACUGAUAAUAUAGCAAUGUAAUACCAAUUUCUCUUAGCACCCACUACAAGCUCUUAUUACAGGUGGCAUGUUAGGGGCUUGGCUGAGCUGUCCAAUGUAUUUCCAGAGUUUUUAAGUGAUGUCCCUUGUAGCCCCGUUGAGUUUGUACGUAGCACGGUUCUCAUGAUCUCUGCAUGACACCAAAGUGGGUUAGAUAGGACCGAUUUACGUGUUAGUUUUCUACAAAAACUGCUGUCACCCCCUACCUUUAAAAAGCUAAAUAUAAUAUUUUUUAAGUAUUUUCCAGAUUUUUGAUGAUGUUAGUCUGUAUACUGAGGAUUGUGAAAAAGCACACUAAACACUGUUUCUUCUCAUGUAGUCCUGUUUCCUGUUCCCAAGAGCUGAAACAUCUUGCAGUCUGUGAAUCCACUAGAGGAGAAAUAAGGAGAUGCUUAAUAUUUCAUACUUAAAGCAGAUAAGAUGAAGGCAAAAUCACUUUGUUUUCCAUGUGCAGUUUAUGCAAGUUAGUAGGCAAAAUACCUUUAUCAUGUGUAUUAUGAUUUGGUAUUCUGAGACAAACGGAAAAUGAAUGUAAUUCCAUAUCUAGAAGAAGCAUAAUGAGUUCAGGGAACACUUCACAUUCAAGCAUCUUAAACCGUUGUGUACACUGAGAAAAAAAGCAGGAGUGAAGAUACUUGGAACAGAUAUUUUGGGUAGUUUUAGUACAGAUCUAGCAAACAAUAUUCUUCUGCCUAAAGCCAGGUUUUAAAUUGCCUUUGUUACCUAGCUGCAUGGUAAUAUAUUGCAUGUCUUCAUUGCUAUACCUCUGAGGAUUAAUCUAAAUGCUAUUAUCAGUGAUCAUGUUAGUCUCAGCGUGAACUACUUUUUUAUGUCACAUAACACCUCACAGAGUUUACCUAAUCAGAGGGAAUGUGCACGUAUUUCUGCCUUUUGUAUGCAGAAGGACAGCUGUCGAGUUGUGUUAUCUUUGUGAAGCUUUGACACAGAAUGUGAAAGCAUGAAUGAUGACUCCUUCAUUCCACCUACUUCUAAAUUUUCAAGUAGUAAAAUUGAGUUACCACAACUGAUAGCUAGUCAAUUCAGAAAAAGAGUAAGUAACCAGACUUUUUGACCAUGCAGUAAUAUAAACCUGAUGUUUAACCAAUAAAUAUCAUAUUAUGUGGAUAUGUGCAAUGAAAGGUUGAUUUUUAUAAUACAUUAUAGAAUGUUGAGUCUGAAUAAAACAGCCUGUUUGCAGGAUUAAUUUACUUUGUAUGAAUUUUUACUUUCAUAACAUAGUAUAAUAAAAAGGUAGCAUUGACUGUUAAUGUAAGUAGAACUACGUACUUUGAUUAAGAAACACAUUUUAUUUGUUUGUGCUAUACAUAUGAUUUUGCAGUAUGUAUCAGUAUGUUUAUGCAGAAGGCCCUGUGGACUGGAAUGCAGUAAUAGACAUUUUGUGAAAGUGGUUGUAAUUAUGAAUUAGACCUCAUUUUUCCGUACUUACAUUUUUGCUAGAAAUUGAACUGGAAUAUGAAGAUAUGUGUAUAAUAUACAUUGCACUGAAUGAUUUGGAAUUAUGUUCAUUUGCUUUUUUUGUUGGUUUUGCUUUCUUUUUUAAUUGGUUCUGCCAGUGAGCUGUAAUAUAUGCCUCUCAAGCUGCUUAUUCAGUAAUAUGGAUCCCGGAAUGUUAAAACAUAAUAGAAACUGGGAAGAAGGAAAAAAGCAAGCAAGAAAAAUAUAGCUAGAUAGAACCUCAGAACCUAGGAUCUGAUAAUUUACUGACAGGUAAAAUUUGAAUUAUCCACUUUUUUCAGGUGCUGGUGUACAGAAAGCCCAGAGAUUUAGAUAAUUGAUAUUUCAGGUUGGAAGAAGUUUUGCCUGUGUGUUUUUGAAAAUCAAGAAUUUCAAAAGUUGAUAGAGUGUUCAGUAUGAGACUCAAAAAAAAAACCCAAACCCCCCCCCCCUGUUUUUCAAAAGGUUUUGAACAACCUGUAAGCUAUCUGAAGAGAGAGACAAGUCAAUUCUGAGAAUCUUGACCAUAUGUAAUACUCAGAUCAUAUGAAAUUCAUAUGAUCAGGAUUUUCCUGUAUUUCAGAGGUCCUGAAGUUGCAAAGUAGUUAUCUCAGGAAAAUGUGAAUGCCAUGUUUUGCUUAUAAUAUAUGAGAACUUGGAAGCUUUCCUGUACUUAAAAAGCACUUGAGAGGUGUAAUAAUGAAAUGGUUUCAUUGUAAAUGAGUCGAUAUUUCCAAAUUUUAUUUCCAUUCUGCAUUGUUUUACUUCUAAGCUGCUUUUCAUUUCACCAGAUUAAAAGUACAAAUAAAAUUGAUACCUUUUUAAUGUUUUCA